Molecule: messenger RNA, 1739 nt
Organism: Bicyclus anynana (squinting bush brown)
Lineage: Eukaryota; Metazoa; Arthropoda; Insecta; Lepidoptera; Nymphalidae
Product: gastrula zinc finger protein XlCGF52.1
Exons: 4
Coding region: 207-1382 (391 amino acids)
Biological process (GO): regulation of transcription by RNA polymerase II
Cellular component (GO): nucleus
Molecular function (GO): RNA polymerase II cis-regulatory region sequence-specific DNA binding; DNA-binding transcription activator activity, RNA polymerase II-specific
Source: RefSeq, a predicted model, not a curated record
UGUUUAUUCUGAAUUCUGAUCUAUUGAUCUGUAAUUCUGUUCUUGGUUGAUGCGUUCGUCUUCGUUUCGUUAAUUACAAGUUUUGGUCAUGAUACCUUUAUAUUAAUUUACACUUUGUGUUGAAGCCAGUUUAAAUUAAUACCUACUUAAUAGGGAAAUUAAAUUUUAAUUACACAACUCACACUGUGACUAAAAAGCAUUUGAGAAUGGACACCAGUCAAAAUGUUCAAGACUUUGUUUUUGUACCUGUUAAGGAAGAGUUUUAUGAUGACAGUUUAGAUGAAAAAAAAUCGUUUAUUGAAGUGGAUCACACUAGUGCAGACAUUAAGAAGGAACCUCAAGAUUCAGUGAGUUUGUCUGCAGACUGUUCUUCAAAGUGUGACGUACCAUUAGAACACCAGACAACAGGAGACAGCAUAUCUGUGGUUUCUUCAGUUAAAGCUAAAAAAAGAGAGGAUUGGUAUUCCUGUAAUUAUUGUCGUUUUGAAACUAAGGACAAAAGCAAUUUGAUUGAGCAUAACAUAAACGCACUAUGCAGUGAACACCUGUACUUUUGCAAGCUCUGCCAUUAUAGAGAUUAUGAAAGUAGUGAUUUAAAUGAGCACAUGAUGACAAAGCACACUGAUGGCACACGUUGUAACGGUUGUCUGUUUAUUGGUGUGAAUAAGACUGAAGUAGCGAUGCACAUGUCAAUUCACUUGGGCAAUAAGAUUUACUCUUGUGAUGUGUGUGACACCAAGUUUGCUCUGCAGAUAGACUUGCUCAUACAUAUGAGAAAGCACAUCUCCUGGCGAGGUUUUGUUUGUAGUGACUGCUCCUACACGUGUUUCCUCGAAUGUGAUCUAGCAAAGCAUGAACGCUCUCACGGUAAAUAUAAGUAUUGUAAGUUGUAUGACAAUGAAUCUUCAGGACAACGAUUUUUAAAUACAACCAAAAGCAUGCACAGUGAUAAUCCUUAUUGUUGUGAAGUGUGUGGCUACAGUUACACACAUCCCUUGAUUCUUAAAAUGCACAUGAGUUUUCACGCUGGUGAGAAGCCUUACUGUUGUACAAUUUGCAGUAACAGUUAUGUACACAAAGAUGCAUUCUUUUGUCAUUUGAGGCAGCACAAACUUAAAAAUAGUGGUCUUAGACUUAAAAUACCUGUUUUGUGCACGUUAUGUGUGUACAAAGGAGCAAAAACCAAACAACAAGCACAUGAAGACUUGUCAUUUGCAUGUUUUGUAUGUGGCCAUAGAAGUGCAACAUAUGACAGCUUAAAAUUACAUCUAAGGAAACACGUAACUGAAAGACCAUAUCCAUGCAAGCUCUGCAAAUAUAAAGCUAAAAGCCCACAUAAAUUAAAGAGACAUAUAAAGAACAUGCACCUAACCUGUAAAUAAUGCAAGUAACAGUUAAUAUCAAACGUCACUACAUUCUUCAAGUCUGUGAUGUGCACACAAAAAGAUGAUACUAAUAUUUUAAAGAGUUAAAGUAUGAGAGGUUGUAGGGGGUAAUCUCUGGAUCUACUAAACGGAUUUUGAAAAUUCUUUCACCAAUGGAAAGCCAUGUUAUUUGCGAGUGUCAUAAGCUAUGUUUUUACUCCGUAUUCCCACGGAAACGGGAAUGGGAACUAUGCAGGUGAAACCGCAGGGCGUAGACUAGUUUAGAUACAACUAUGAUACUUGUGUGCUGUGUAAUAUAGUCGAAAAUUGUGAUACAUGUUAACUGGAAAUUGAUAAUAAAUUCUAAAAAAUGUA